AUAAAAGCGGCGAUCCGUGUCUGUAAAAACGAUCACCUCUCGAACCUGAGGUCUACGUAAACGCAAGACUUUCACUGCUUUUACAACGUCUUCGUUGUGAAUUUGCGUACCAAUGUAAAGUUGUCACAUACGGGUUUCUGUCUUCAAUGAUCAGAACGUGCCAGAUAAUACAAUUUGUUGUGUAGUCGUAAACCUGGAGACAUUUAACCUCUUUGGAGAGCCGUAUUGCAUUUCUGAUAUGGUGCCGUAUAUGUCACUCUCACUAAGAGCCAAUUGCAAUCUCGCAGUUGUGUUUAUGUCCCGCCUUUUCCUGUCAAGUUAGCUUGGAGUGUGUCCGGUAUUUGUGUGAGAUUAUUCAGAUAGUGGUGUCGUCGGCUGUUGAAAUGAACUUGUAUAUAGAAAAUCUCAUCUAAAUAAAAAUAUUUCGCAUGCGAACGAGUUGUUCUCUGACAUGUCGUCAUCCAGGUCAAAUAGCUUGGUUCGGUUUUGCAGAAUGUUUCAUGUCUGUAGAAACGGGUGUUCCCACCCUCCCAGUUGACGUUUUGUCUGCGCUAGUGAGGAUUACAUUUCCACCAGCUGCCAUUCAGCAUCAGGUUGCUCAGUGAAUACUUCGGAUGCCGCUAAAAAGUGAACAAGCAAACACCCACCGAGAGCUCAAUGAGUAAUGAACACAUUCUGGAGCAUGUCGACAAACGUUGGUCGUAAGAGAUCAGACGGUGAGGAACAGGGUGGUCAGGGGGAACCUAGAGUCAGUCCAGCUCGUCCUCCAUUUGGUAAGAAGCAACUUCCCUCCAUCCCAAAGAAUGCAGUCCCCAUCACUAAAGCUGCCUCGCCGGCCACUUCUGUACAGUCAGCCAAUGGCACCCAUGCCUCAUAUGGGCCUUUCUACCUGGAGUACUCGCUGCUUGCCGAAUUCACCCUGGUGAUCAAGCAAAGGCUACCUGGCAUCUAUGUACAGCCCUCAUACAGAUCAGCAUUAAUGUGGUUUGGAGUGAUUUUCAUUCGACAUGGCUUGUACCAAGAUGGUGUGUUUAAGUUUACCGUGUACAUUCCUGAUAACUACCCGGAUGGAGAAUGUCCAAGAAUUGUGUUCGACACCCCUGUUUUCCACCCACUAGUGGACCCAGACUCUGGUGAACUGGAUGUGAAGAGAGCUUUCACCAAAUGGAGGCGAAACCACAACCAUAUCUGGCAGGUCCUUAUGUAUGCACGCACAAUCUUCUACAAGAUCAACACCUCGGACCCACUCAACCCAGAGGCUGCAGUGCUGUAUGACAAAGACAUCCAGCUUUUUAAACGCAAGGUGAUAGAGAGUGUCAAGCUAUGCAACAGUCACUUGUUUGACCAGCCCAAAAUGGAUGAUCCUUAUGCAAUAAGCUUUUCCCCAUGGAAUCCAGCAGUACAUGAAGAGGCAAAAGAGAAAAUGUUCGCGCAUAAAAGACUGCCCGAAGAUUACAACAAAGGCUUGCAGGUGUCCGGACUAUCUUGGGUGAAACCUGGCUCCACCCAGCCUUUCAGCAAAGAAGACAGCCCACUUCAGACAUGAACCUUCAGUACUUUAGACUAUCCACCAGGAGGGUGCAACAGAGAGACAGGAAUCAAAUUCUCAUGAAGUUCUAUGAUCUCAACGUGCUCAGCUUUAAAUCGUUUUAAACUGCUUCAGUAACAUGCAAACUUUCCCAUUGUAGAUCGAAAGACCAGUUUGUUUUUUGAUGCUGGGCUUGAACAUGCCAAUGGCACAGAGCUUGUUCUUGUCAAUACUGUUACUUGCACAUGUUAAUGCUUUCAGGCACAACAAACCACCUCACUUGUUUGUGUAGGUCAUGCUCUUCCAAAUGGGGAAUUGAUUUUAUGGCAAAUAAUUUGACAACGUUAAUACAAAUUUUCUUUCCCCCUAAAUUGUUAAGUUUCAAUUUUAAAUGUGCAUUCACAAACGGGGACAGGUGAUUUUAGUGUGUAAAUUUUGCCUUUAAUAUGGUGUAAUAAAAACCUGUGUAUGUAAUUGUUUAAAUGUAAAAUGCAAAGCAAGACGUAUAUUAUUAAGACACUUAAAUUAAUCCUAAUUUGAUCAGAAAUGUAUUUCACUUUGAAUGUGUUGUAAUUGCUUCAUCGGAAGGGUUUGAUGUGUAAAUAGUGGAGCAAUGAAUGGUCUUGAGAGGACUCACUACGAUUUAUUUAUCUAGAAAUGUACAAUGUUAUGAUUUUUGUGGUUUUACAAUAUCCAUUUUCUUUAUUUUGAGAAUUUUAGGAAGGACUGUAAGAACUUUCUUAAUCUGUUGCAGACAAAUAAAUGCAUAAACUAAAACUUAAUUCUGUUGGGAACGUUCCAUGACUGGAUUUUGCAAUUAACUCAUCAAUUGACCGUAGAAUUUGUACCUCAAGACAAACUGAUGAAUAUGAAGGCUUUUUUUAUCAUGGACAUGCACGGAUCCUAAUUUGAAUUUUGUGUACAUGCUCAAAUUAUUAUAUUUCCUAAAUAUUGAAAAUAAAAAUUCUAUGAUCAUUUA
Molecule: messenger RNA, 2507 nt
Organism: Triplophysa dalaica
Lineage: Eukaryota; Metazoa; Chordata; Actinopteri; Cypriniformes; Nemacheilidae
Gene: aktip
Product: akt interacting protein
Exons: 11
Coding region: 665-1546 (293 amino acids)
Source: RefSeq, a predicted model, not a curated record